Messenger RNA from Clonostachys rhizophaga, 1578 nucleotides. NCBI's taxonomy places the organism in Eukaryota, Fungi, Ascomycota, Sordariomycetes, Hypocreales, Bionectriaceae. The record is from the annotation of a GenBank genome assembly.
AUGGAGAUUUUCCGGAAACUUGGCUUGGAGGAAGACCUGCGGAGGCAAGGUGUAGCAGUUGACAUUGAUCAGAACGUCUUGAUCUCAAGCGGUCUUUCUGCAGAUACACCUAUUACGAGCUGGGUAUUGCCUGGAGUAACCAAAUUCCGGGAGCAGAUUCGACAAACGAACGACGGUACUCAGCCCCAGGAGCCGUGGCAACGAGCAUCCCAAGCGAUAUUUGAGAAAUGGCUCAAAGCCAUUUGCGACAAGGCUCCAUUGAUUGACCUGAAUUACGGGUAUACGGUUGAGUCUGUCGAGGAGAAGAACAACUUGGUAGAAACAGUGGUCACAAAUAUGAAAACUGGGGAAGAAUCGCGUUGGAGAUCUGAGUACGUGGUAGGAUGCGAUGGGGGGUCUAGUAGAGUUCGCAGCUGUCUCUCAACCCCUGUGGAUGGAGGCCCAAUCCCAUCAUGUGCCCUAUUGGUGCACUUUAAAUCCCGCGAUUUGGCCCACCUUCACAAGCAAGGGCAAUUCUGGCACAUGUUUUUCCUCGGUGAGUCUGGAGGAUUUGAAGCAGCCAUAAUAUCCCAAGACGAGAAGGAUACAUGGACCAUCCAUCUUUUUUUGCCUUUGGACGCAGAGCCUGAGAAGAUCGAUUCCCAUGAUGCUAUUUACCGCGCACUUGGUGGCGUCUAUGGGCCGUACAAAAUUACGGUUGACGAGAUAUUGGUCCGAUCUAUUUGGCGUCCAACUAUUGCGGUCACUCGUCAUUGGAGCAGCCCGUCGCUUCGAAUCUUCCUUGCGGGAGACUCGGCGCACCAGAAUAUCCCCACUGGAGGUUAUGGAAUGAAUAUGGGAAGCGGCGACGCCUUCGAUCUGGGUUGGAAACUCGCCUCGGUUAUCAAUGGGCACGGAGGCGACGGAUUGCUCCGAUCAUACGAUUUGGAGCGAAAGCCUGUUGCUCUUCGAAACGUCGAACGCUCAGGAAUUCACUUCCAAGUUCACAGUCAACUCCAGGAGAUGAUAGGAGGUGGCGACCCUCGCCGGCUGGACUCCGAAACCGAUGAAGGUCGCACUUUGCGGCCGAAGCUACACGAGUACUACCAGAUGAAUGAUGGAGAGAACAAGGAUUUUGGUAUUGAGAUGGGUUAUCGAUACUCAUCUCCUCUUAUCAUGGUCAGCAAAAGUGAUGACGACGAGCCACCAUUCAUCCCUCGCCACUAUACACCUACGACAUGGCCUGGAGGUCGGCCACCCCACCUGUUUCUCUCGGAUGGAACUGCCAUUUUUGAUAAGUUUGGUAAAAGCUGGACGCUUUUGGUUUUCAUUGUAGGUGAUGUCGGCCAACACCACCUAGUGAAUGCAGCGACAGACUCCCUACUACCCCUCGUGCUGGUGGACUUGUCGAAUGAGGAGUAUGCUGGAAAGCUUUAUGAACGGGAUCUAGUGCUCAUUCGUCCCGACCAGCAUGUUGCCUGGAGAUCCAAUAAGAUUGACUCUAUCGAAGGCGCCCACGAAAUUCUCCGGAUUGUCACUGCUCGAGCCGAAUGGACUCAGUUGCCGUUGUUUACCGAAGUAUCCGAGCCCCUUAAGUAA